AUAAAGCAAAAGUGAACGGCAGAAAAUUGUUAAUAAUGGUGUAUAAACAAGUGAUAUUACAGAAACGAAAGCGACCCGGGUUAGUGAAACUUAUUGGCCCAAUGGAGCUGGAGGAGCACGAAUUCAAGGCCCAGCCAUCGCUGCCAGUGGCGAAGAAAAAGCCGGGCGGCUCCCGGAAGCAGAACUAUGACCACUUGGAUGUCUGCUUCACGAAAAGCAAUCGGGGCAACAAUCUGCUCACCAUCGACGGCAAGCCCUUCACUCUCAAUCGGCGGAUCAGGGACGUCUGCUACUGGGAGUGCGUCAAGCUGCGCUGCAAGUACACCAAGUGCUCCGCCCGCGUGGUGACCAAGUCCAACCAGAUCUCGGCCCUGCGUGGCUUCCACAAUCAUCCCUAAAUUACGAAUUACCUGUGCCAUUCAACCAUUUAGUCAAAUAAAUAUGUUAAAGUCA
Messenger RNA from Drosophila kikkawai, 453 nucleotides. It is a transcript of the gene pre-mod(mdg4)-Y, whose product is annotated as pre-mod(mdg4)-Y. The record is from RefSeq and is a predicted model, not a curated record. NCBI's taxonomy places the organism in Eukaryota, Metazoa, Arthropoda, Insecta, Diptera, Drosophilidae.